AAUCUACUAUUUGAGCGGACAAAUGUCAUAUUUCAAAAUCUCAAUCCCAACUUUUAAAACCCUUUCGUUUCUUUUGAUCUCCAAGAACCCUAGAAAAACCCUAAUUUCAUUCUCAAUUUCACCCAAAUCAAUGGCUUCUUCCUGGGCCUGUUCUAAAUGCACCUUCAUCAACACAGAUUCUCUAAAACCCACAUGCCAGAUUUGCUUAUCAUCAAAACCCAACUCACCUUUUUCAUCCUCAUCCUCAUCUUCGUCAAAUCAAGAAAAAUGGUCUUGUAAAGCUUGCACCUUUUUGAACCCUUAUAAAGUUUCAAACUGUGAAAUUUGUGGGACUAAGAACUCAUUGUUGUCUUCAAGUUUGAGUCUUGAUGAUGAAGAACUGCAGGUGGGUGUUGGGAAUGUUUUCUUGCCUUUGUUACAAAAAUGUACUGCUUCUAAGAGGAAAAGUGGUGAUGACCCAGUUGAUGAUUUUGGUGUGUCUCGUGGGAUAAAAUCUGCUAACAGAAAGGUGGUUGAUUCUGCUACAGUUGCUGAUGAGUGUACUGUUUUGGGAGUGUCCUGCAACCCUAAAUCUUUCGGUAAAUCAUUGGCUGCCUCUGAUGAAGUUCAGCCAAAAGAGGAUUUGCAGACAUUGAAGAUUUUGAGUUACAAUGUUUGGUUUGCCGAAGAUAUCGAGCUUCGUAUAAGAAUGAGAGCAAUUGGUGACAUUAUUCAAUUGCAUAAUCCAGAUGUUAUAUGUUUGCAGGAGGUCACUCCUGAUAUCUAUGCCAUUCUUCAAAGAUCCAAUUGGUGGAAGUCGUAUAAAUGCUCGCUUUCCUUUGAUACGGCAAACACCAGGCCAUACUUUUGCAUGCAGCUUAGCAAAUUGCCUGUGAAAUCCUACAGUUGUAAGCAAUUUAGCUAUUCCGCAAUGGGCCGAGAGUUAUGCAUUGCAGAAGUUUCGGCCCAAGGAGGUACUCCCUUGGUAGUCGCUACAACCCAUCUUGAGAGCCCUUGUCCCGGCCCGCCAAAAUGGGACCAAAUGUACAGUAAAGAGCGUGUAAAACAAGCACAAGAAGCCGUCGCCUUUCUCAAAGUAAACCCGAAUGUUAUAUUUUGUGGUGAUAUGAAUUGGGAUGACAAGUUAGACGGCGAGUUUCCACUGCCGGAUGGAUGGAUUGAUGCGUGGACUGAACUGAACCCGAAAGAAAUUGGCUGGACUUAUGACACGAAGUCAAACCCGAUGUUGUCUGCUAAUAGGAAACUGCAAAAACGUCUUGAUCGGUUCUUGGUCGGUUUGCGUGAUUUUAAAGUUGAGUGUGUUGAAAUGGUGGGGACUGAAGCGAUACCGGAAGUGACGUAUAUGAAGCAGAAAAAAGGCGGGAAAGAGGUGGAGCUUCCUGUUUUGCCGAGUGAUCAUUUUGGUUUGCUGUUAACUAUGGCUGCAUUGUAGCUCUAAUGGUUUUCUUGUAAGUCACGUUUACGUCUUUGUACCGUUGUUGAUUGACAGCUAAGCAUGUGCGCGCGCGCGCUUUUGUGGAUCAAUCGUUUCCACAUAUUUUGUCAAGUUUUUUUGUGAAUAUGAACGCGUGCCAAACAUGUUAUCGUUGGUGUCAAUUCGCAAGUGCUUUUUUGGCCCA
This is a messenger RNA of Helianthus annuus (common sunflower), 1619 nucleotides long. RefSeq names its product tyrosyl-DNA phosphodiesterase 2. Gene Ontology annotation, cellular component: PML body; cytoplasm. Gene Ontology annotation, biological process: double-strand break repair. The coding region runs from base 23 to 1432 and encodes 469 amino acids. The record is from RefSeq and is a predicted model, not a curated record. Gene Ontology annotation, molecular function: 5'-tyrosyl-DNA phosphodiesterase activity; single-stranded DNA binding. Lineage: Eukaryota; Viridiplantae; Streptophyta; Magnoliopsida; Asterales; Asteraceae. The transcript is spliced from 5 exons.